AUCUUGCUCCCACAAGCUGAAAACUGAGAAAGAGGCUGAAUCUGAAAUCAGAGUUCGGGGCAUAGAAUCUCCCCUUGCUCUGAUGGUUCUCUCCCGACAGUGUUCUUUUCCAAGAGCCUGGGUUUGUUCCACACCUUCCUCUGUGUACACUGGGUGCCCAAACCCAACCAAUUUUAUUUCUAGACUUUAUUUUAAACACCAGAGCAGGAAAUUCAAAAAAAAGAAUUACAUGAGUAAAUCUGCAAAUACGCUCUGUGACCAGGUUUUUGGGGUCCAGAGCAAGUUGCGGGGAGAAGGAGAAAGGACUGUCACCACGCUGCUGCUGUCCAGCCCUGCUCCUCCCCGCCCAGCCUCUGGCACUUGCUCUUCCCCAUUCUCACCAGAGAGGCACAAGCGCUCCGUCCCUUCCAGCCGCGGGAGGAGGGAAGAGAAAGGGUCUGUUGUUUUUCUCUCCUUAUUUCUCUCUCUCUUUGCUGAUCAGCAGGCUGCUGACCGGGUCAGAAGGCCAUAAUGGAAGUCCUUCAGUGCGAGGUAGGCUCCUCCUCUUCUUAGGAGCUUGUCCUUGAUUAAUUUUUCUUUGUCCCGAUGGGCAAAAGAAAAAAAGAAAGAGAGAAGAGAAAAAGAAUAACCACAAACUUCCUUUGAAAACCAGUGUGUGCAGUCAGGGCCUGGAGCGGCACCACUGUUCCACUCUGCCACUCAGGAAUUCUGAAGGCGCUGAGAACCACCGGGAGCAUCUUGUCUGCUCCCCUACUUGUCAUCACCCCUCUGUGGGGGGGCUCCCCAAUCCUGGAAGUGAGUCUGGAAGUGGCCACGAUCUGGGAUCUGGCUAGGACGGCAACGACAGCAGCGCGUCUGAACGUGUGUCAACCUGUCCAAGCUCUGGCGCUGACUGCUGGAAGGCAGCAGCUGGCACUGGUGGGGGCCUCGUAUCCACCCCUCCCAGUCCAGCUGCCGAAGAGCCAAGCCCACCACCUUCCCGGAGCUUCACCCACCUCUUUAAGGGAAGCAAUUCCACCAGCUUCUUCCCGCUCAAGCCAGAAGCUUCCGUCUGUUCCUCUCAUCAGGUUACAGCAAGUUAGACCUGGAACCCGCUCAGCCUGAGUCCUGUUUACACAAGCUGAGAAGGGCCCGGUACUACUCAGAGCCACGAGUGCCAGUGCUAGUGCCAGCUUUGCAGGCCACACACCUUUCUAAUACUUUUCUAGAUCCCUUUCCUUUUCAGCUCAAUGGUCUUCUUAUUGGACACAUCUUGCUUUUGUGUACCACAAUUGGCCUAGGCAAUUGUGGCCUGAGGUCAGAAAACACCUUCAAGUGCCCUUCAGUGGAUUUCCUUCCUACCAUGGAACACCCUCAGCCAGAACAUUUGGCCCCUGAUAAGAUCAAGAGUACGGAAGCCGGCGCCUCUGAAAGCCGUGAGGUCCCAGCAGAACGAGAUGGGCACUGGCAAAACAAGGCUGCCAGGAACACUGAUACAACAGAUGGAGAACAGGAGCUAGCAGAUCAAGCUUCGCUCCCUGGCCACGUUGGGGAUAAUCUUGAGUCGUGUCCUCCUGAGACGAGCCCAAGUCAACCUGGGCCACCCUGUGGAACGUCACCUGAAAUAGAGACACUAGGAGCAAUCUCCAGGCCCCAGGAGCUUCCCCAGUCCCCCAGGACCCGACAGCCUGAGCUAGAUGUCUACUGUGUAAAGUGGAUCCCUUGGAAGGGAGAACGGACUCCCAUUAUCACCCAGAGCGCCAAUGGCCCUUGCCCUCUUCUUGCUAUCAUGAAUAUCCUCUUUCUGCAGUGGAAGGUGAAGCUUCCCCCCCAGAAGGAAAUGAUCACAUCAGACGAGCUAAUGGCGCAUCUUGGAGACUGCCUCCUGUCCAUCAAGCCCCAAGAGAAGUCAGAGGGACUGCAGCUUAAUUUUCAGCAGAAUGUGAAUGAUGCGAUGACAGUGUUGCCUAAACUGGCCACAGGUCUGGAUGUCAACGUGCGAUUCACAGGUGUCUCUGACUUUGAGUAUACGCCCGAAUGCAGCAUCUUCGACCUACUGGGCAUACCUCUGUACCAUGGCUGGCUGGUCGAUCCCCAGAGUCCUGAGUCUGUGGGUGCUGUUGGGAAACUGAGUUACAACCAGCUAGUAGAGAAGAUUAUCACCUGCAAACAUUCCAGCGACCCCAACCUGGUGACAGAAGGCCUGAUUGCAGAGCAGUUUCUGGAGACCACGGCGGCGCAGCUCACCUACCAUGGCCUGUGUGAACUCACAGCGGCUGCCAAGGAAGGAGAACUUAGCGUCUUUUUCCGAAACAACCACUUCAGCACGCUGACUAAGCACAAGAGUCACUUGUAUCUACUGGUCACCGACCAGGGUUUUCUACAGGAGGAGCAAGUGGUUUGGGAGAGCCUGCACAAUGUGGACGGAGACAGCUGCUUCUGUGACUCUGACUUCCAUCUAAGUCAUUCCCUGGGCCAGGACCCUGGGGCCGAAGGUGGGAGUGGCUCCCCAGCAAAGCAGCUGCAGGUAGACCAGGACUACCUGAUCGCCUUAUCUCUACAGCAGCAGCAACAGCCACAAGGAACAGUGGGUCUUAGCGACUUGGAACUGGCCCAGCAACUUCAGCAGGAAGAAUAUCAACAACAGCCAAUGGUCCAACCUGCACACACACGGGUCCUAUCACCUCAGGGGAGAGGAGCUGCAUCUGGACGCUCAGCCGGAGAACGACGGCAGAGACCAAAGCCCGAGUCAGACUGUGUUCUUCUAUAGCCCCGACUGAUGCUGGGCAGACCUGCCCCUUCUUUCAGAGGCUAGCUUACUUCCCCACCUCAACCCUUGACACAGCAGGGUAAUUUAUUUAUGGGCUAGUUGGAGUCAGAGCCGGCCGUAAAUGUCCAGAUCAAACUCCAUACUGUCUUUGCCCUCAAGUGCUGCUGACUUCUCUUCCACCCAGCCAGGGCACCGCUGGGAGGGGUGGGGUGAAGAUUUCUGGUUCCUAAUUCCCUUUCCUCGAAUAGUCAUUGAAUACACAGACUCAGGCACUAACUAGGAUCAGGUCCCUAUCUGGAAUGCAUCUCUCCUCUACUACCCUACCCUGCCUGCCUCAAGGCGCCUUGGCUACCCAGCAGGCUUGUUCCCAUUUGUUUCAGGGUUUAAUUUGGGUUUCUAUCUUUGUUAUUUGUAAUGCCUUCCUAAGGGUUUGCAAAUAAAUUUCUUUCCUGAGA
Molecule: messenger RNA, 3204 nt
Organism: Dipodomys ordii (Ord's kangaroo rat)
Lineage: Eukaryota; Metazoa; Chordata; Mammalia; Rodentia; Heteromyidae
Gene: Mindy1
Product: family with sequence similarity 63, member A
Exons: 10
Coding region: 1343-2749 (468 amino acids)
Biological process (GO): protein K48-linked deubiquitination
Cellular component (GO): cell periphery; cytosol
Molecular function (GO): cysteine-type carboxypeptidase activity; K48-linked deubiquitinase activity; cysteine-type deubiquitinase activity
Source: RefSeq, a predicted model, not a curated record